Messenger RNA from Lycium ferocissimum, 2073 nucleotides. Its product is annotated as MDIS1-interacting receptor like kinase 2-like. The record is from RefSeq and is a predicted model, not a curated record. The transcript has 4 exons. Lineage: Eukaryota; Viridiplantae; Streptophyta; Magnoliopsida; Solanales; Solanaceae. The coding region runs from base 586 to 1785 and encodes 399 amino acids. Gene Ontology annotation, biological process: protein phosphorylation. Gene Ontology annotation, molecular function: protein kinase activity; ATP binding.
UGAUUACUUGUUGCAGGAUUGGGAACAAACGAGAAGUUGAUUAUAUCAAUUUUGGGUCACAGAAAUGCUGCUCAACGUAAAUUGAUUAGAGAGACUUAUGCUGAGACUUUUGGAGAAGAUCUCCUUAAAGAAUUGGACAGCGAACUUACCAAUGAUUUUGAGAAAUUGCUGGUAGUGUGGACACUAGAUCCUGCAGAGCGCAAUGCUCAUUUGGCUAAGGAAUCUACUAAGAGAUGGACAAAAAGCAACUUUGUUCUUGUGGAGAUAGCUUGUACCAGAUCUCCUAAAGAACUGGUUUUGGCAAGGGAAGCUUAUCAUGCUCGUUACAAGAAAUCUCUUGAAGAGGAUGUUGCUCAUCACACUACUGGGGAUCACCGCAAGCUUUUGGUACCUCUUGUGAGCUCCUACCAAUAUGGAGGAGACGAGGUGGACUUGCGCCUUGCUAAAGCAGAAGCUAAAGUUCUCCACGAGAAGAUCUCCGAUAAGGCUUAAAGUGAUGAUGAGGUCAUUAGAAUUUUGCCCACAAUCUUAAAUCUUUCACACAAUGGCCUUUCUGGCCGCAUUCCUGAAGAAUUUGAAAGUUCGAUGGGUUUGUGGGAUGUCGUCUUGUCAUACAAUGAGUUGGAAAGUGCAAUACCAACUAAUAAAGCUUUCAUGAAUGCCUCAUUAGAAGGUAAUAAAGGUCUUUGUGGCAAUGUAACUGGAUUCCAACCUUGCGAAAGGCCAUUCUCUAUGGUGAAGAAGCACUCAAUGACGAAGGAACAUAAACUCAUCCUCAUCACUGUACUUCCUAUUCUGGGAGCACUAGCGCUUCUCUGUGGUUUUGCUGGUGACAAAAGAAGCAGAGUUAGAGACGUUGAAAGACGGGAUUCCAUUGACAAAGAUGAUGGUUUGCUUUCGAUAUCCACGGUACAUGGAAGUUCAUUAUACUGGGAUAUCUUAAAAGCCACAGAGGAGUUUGAUGCAACAUUUUGCAUUGGGCAAGGAGGGUUCGGAAGCGUUUACAAGGUAAACCUUCCAUCAUUGGGGAAUGUAGCCGUGAAGCGACUUCAUUCCUCAUUUGAGAUUAAGCAUCGCAAAAGCUUCAUGAAUGAAGUAAGAGCGUUGACAGGGAUUAAGCAUCGGAACAUUGUGAGACUCUUUGGCUUUUGUUCGAAUGCUCAACACUCGUUCUUGGUUUAUGAGUACGUGGAGAGGGGGAGUUUGUCUACUAUUUUGAGCAACGAAGUAGAGUCCAAGAAAUUGGAUUGGCUUAAAAGGCUGAAUAUCAUCAAAGGCGUUGCUUUUGCUUUAUCUUACAUGCACCACGAUUGCUCACCCCCGAUUGUUCAUCGAGACAUAUCAAGCUGUAAUCUUUUGCUUGAUUCCGAAUUUGAAGCUCGCGUUUCUGAUUUUGGCAUAGCUAAGAUUCUCAAGCCAGACUCAUCCAUUUGUACCGCACUUGCAGGCACAUAUGGCUAUGUAGCACCAGAGCUUGCCUAUACAAUGAAGGUUACAGAAAUGUGUGACGUCUAUAGCUUUGGAGUAUUAGCAUUGGAGAUAAUCAAAGGAAAGCAUCUUGGUGAAUACCUUACUCUUCUAGCAAAUUCAUCGACAAGAGAUGUGCAGCUUAGCGAUUUGCUAUAUGAAUGCCUUUCACAUCCUGAAGAUGAAGUAAAAGAACUUAUGGUUUUCAUCAUCAAGCGAGCAAGCUCGUGUUUGCUUGAAAAUCCAAAAUCAAGGCCAACAAUGCACUUCAUCUCUCAUAUGUUAUCAAUGGAUCCACCAGUUCAUCAGAUUCCAUGAAGGUGAGCUUCCGAGAUGUAAGGUGGUCCUUGUAUGGAAAAGAUUAUGCUUGGCACCAAGUGGUUGUGAAUUGAAAAGUUUGUUGAUAAGAACUUUCACAGCAAAUUAUUGCUGGGACUAGCCUUUUCUGUAUUGUUUGGUUGCUUAUAUAGAUUAUUACUUAUUUCAAUCUGAAAGAUUCAGAGCCUUUGUCCUAGAUUAUAUACAAAUUACAUAUACUGUAGAAGGUAAUUGUUUAAUAUCCUUGUGCCAGUAAGUAAUAAAAGCAAGUUCCAUGCUCGCUAAGUA